This is a messenger RNA of Oryza sativa Japonica Group (Japanese rice), 873 nucleotides long. NCBI's taxonomy places the organism in Eukaryota, Viridiplantae, Streptophyta, Magnoliopsida, Poales, Poaceae. The record is from RefSeq and is a predicted model, not a curated record.
UGGCCCGUUCUAGUACGGACUGUCACUUGUGAGUUGCGAAGGCCAAAGCCCAAGAAGCUCCCGAUCUCAAAUGGCAUCCACCUCGCCGGAACCCUCCACCGCCGCCGCCGUCGCGGAGACCGGCUGUUCCGUCCAAAUCCGUCGCCUGGAGGCGACAGACCACGAGAAGGGAUUCGUGGCCCUCCUCUCGCAGCUCUCCGCCUGCCCGGACCUCACCGCGUCCGAGUUCGCCGCGUGCUUCGCCGACCUCGCGGCCCUCGGCGACGACCACGUCAUCCUCGUGGCCGAGGACCCCGCCGCCCCGGAGAGUCGGAUCCUCGCCACGGGGUGCCUCUUCGUGGAGCGCAAGUUCCUGCGCGGCGGCGGGAAGGUGGGGCACGUGGAGGACGUCGUGGUCGACGCCGCCGCGCGCGGCCGCGGGCUCGGGCUCCGCGUCGUGCGUCGCCUCGUGGAGAUCGCCAAGGAGGCCGGAUGCUACAAGGUCAUCCUCGACUGCACGCCCGAGCUACGCGCGUACUAUGCCAAGUGCGGAUUCGUGGAGAAGGGGGUUCAGAUGGCAAUCUACUUCUGAAUUCUGAUCCAUAGGUAAGUUGCUGCUAAUGAGCAUAGCAAAAUCUGGUACACCACAUAUCCGUCCAGAAUUUUCUUCCUGCCGCAAAAUCUGGUACACCACAUAUCCGUCCAGAAUUUUCUUCCUGCCGACGGGGAUCAUGUCUUAGGAUGCACUUUGAUUUUUUUGACAACAACUUGUAUUUUUUAGCCGGGCACAACAGCUUGUACCAUUGAGAACUGCCCUUGGAGCUAUAUAAUUUAUUUCAAAAGAAGCUAAGCUUUGAGAAUGAAAUUACAAUAACAUGUUCCUACUUUUGCUUA